Corticium candelabrum is the source of this 832-nucleotide messenger RNA. RefSeq names its product ankyrin repeat, PH and SEC7 domain containing protein secG-like. The record is from RefSeq and is a predicted model, not a curated record. The coding region runs from base 102 to 728 and encodes 208 amino acids. Gene Ontology annotation, molecular function: protein binding. The transcript is spliced from 7 exons. Lineage: Eukaryota; Metazoa; Porifera; Homoscleromorpha; Homosclerophorida; Plakinidae.
AUGCCAUGCAUUAAGAUCACGUGAGAUUAUCACAGAACCGACGACUUGGACAGGUACGUACAACUCGUUACAAGAUCUACGCGUGUUGCUCGACAUUCAGAAUGGCAGAAACCGAGGGAAUAGAUAGAGAGUUGUUUGAUGCUGUCGAAAAGAAUGACAUACCUAAAGCCAUCUCACUGAUAGAUCAGGGAGCAUCACUCAAUGCAACUCAAUGGGUUGGAGGCGUGAACAUUCUUAUGCAAGCUUGUUUUAACAAGAACAAGGAGAUGGCAGUUAUGUUGUUGGAACGAGGUGCAGGAGUCCAUGAUAUUACGGAUACUGGAUGGACUCCUCUGAUGGCAGCUGCAAGUGAAGGAUGUGAAGAGAUUGCAGAACUACUCUUGGAAAAGGGUUCCGAUAUGGUCAAGAGGAAUCACAUGGGCAUGAAUGCAGUUCACAUUGCAGCUGCUCAUGAUCGUGUAGCCAUUUUAGAAAAAUUUCUUGCUCGUGGUGUUGAUGUUGAAGUCAAUGACAAUGAUGGUUGCCCACCAUUGUGGCAUGCUGCUUAUGAUGGUCUAAUAGCUAGCUGUCGCCUUCUCAUGAAACAUGGAGCGGAUCCUAAUUAUUUAAGUGAAUCAGAAGGAACACCACUGCAAAUGGCAAGGAAUCAACGUCACAAGGAAGUUGUGGAUCUGAUGAGAGAAGUUAUAAGUAGUAGAAAGAAGGAUGCUUCCGCAACCACUUCCUAGUGUGCAAUGGACACUGUGGAACUUUUAUAUCAGUACAUUUGACAUGACAUGUUAUCCGGUAUCUAGUGGUCUCGUUGUAUUGGCAUUGUAUUUUAUUCACAAUA